AUGGCGACGAGCGAAACCUCCAAGCUCCUCAGCUUCCCCUCGAAGCCGAGGGUGUUCAUCGUCUCCGACAUCUCCAACGAGCCGGAUGAUGCCGAAUCCCUAGUCCGCUAUCUCCUCUACUCUAAUCAGUUCCAGACCGAGGGCCUGGUCGCCUGCACGUCCACGUGGAUGAAGACCAAGGUGUGCCCCCAGGACAUGCACAAAAUCAUCGACGCGUACGCCCAAGUGGAGGCGAACCUGAACCAGCAUGCCCACCCAGACUUUCCCUACCCGUCGGCGAGCUAUCUCAAGAGCAUAAUCAAGCCCGGUGCACCUGUAUACGGUUUCCAAGCCAGCAUCACCGCGCCCUCCAACGAUCCCCUCUGGAUCCUAUGCUGGGGCGGCACCAACGUCCUCGCCUCCGUCCUGUACAAGCUCCGCGCCUCCCGCUCCAAGGAGGACCUCGCCGCCCUGACGGCCAAGCUCCGCGUGUACGCCAUCUCCGACCAAGACGACACGGGCGCCUGGAUCCGCAACACCUUUCCCGAGAUCCUCUACAUCGCCUCCGUCCACGGCUGGAACCACUACGGCAUGGCGGCGUGGACGGGCAUCUCGGGCGACAACUACUACGGCUUCGACCAAGGCGGACCCGACUUCUCCAUGCUCACCAAGGAGUGGUUCAAAGAGCACGUCCAGAUCGGGCCCCUCGGGUCCGCCUACCCCGAUUACCUCUUCAUCCCCGAAGGCGACACCCCCACCUUCCUCUACCUCGUCCAAAACGGCCUCGGCGUGCCCGAGAGGCCCGACUUCGGGUCCUGGGGCGGCCGGUACAAGAAGACCGACGUCAGCGGCGACGGCCUCGCCAGCAACCACCACUGCGAUGCCGUCGACCACGUCGUCGGCCAGGACGGCCGCACCUACAAGUCCAACCACGCCACCAUAUGGCGCUGGCGCGACGCUUACCAGCGGGAUUUCGCCGCCCGCAUCCAGUGGACCCUCUCCCCCUCCCUCGCCGGCGUCAACCACCACCCCGUCGUCUCCGUCAACGGGUCCGCGGGCACCGCCCCCGUGUACGUGACCGCCGAAGCCGGCAGCACGUUGCGGUUCGACGCGUCCGCCACCUACGACCCGGACGGCGACGCCCUCACUUUUAAGUGGUGGCACUACCGCGAGCCCAGCGCGACGCAGUGGUGGGUGUCGGCCGAGGUUGCCGAGGUGCAGAUCGACAAGGAGGAUGCCGAGGGUAGGAUCGUGAACAUCACGCUUCCUGGCCCGGAGAAGUGCUGCGUUGACCUGCUGAGCAGGAAGGCGACCGCGGAGGGCCAGCUCCUCCAUGUUAUUCUCGAGGUGACUGAUUCUGGGUCGCCGAGCCUGACGAGCUACAGGCGCAUCAUUAUCCAGACGACGAAUAAGGAGUUGAAGGGCGGGUCGGACAAGGAGGGUGAGGCGAUUGGCGAUGUCAUGGCCCAGAUGUAG
Messenger RNA from Parascedosporium putredinis, 1455 nucleotides. NCBI's taxonomy places the organism in Eukaryota, Fungi, Ascomycota, Sordariomycetes, Microascales, Microascaceae. The record is from the annotation of a GenBank genome assembly.